AUGGCCGACGACGAUACCAGCAGUACCCCGCUCGACCUGCUCCUCAAUGCCAUCUCUGGUAAUGGGGGAUACGCGUUUUCCGAGGGUGACGGGAACCACUUUACUGAGGGUCUUGAACCGUCCUUUGAAGCCCAGCAAGAUGGCGGCGAGAUUCUACUCGAGAAUGACCACAAUGGAGACCAAGGGCGGUUAGAGAAGGAGGAGGAGGAGAAGGAGGAGAAGGAGGAUGCACCAUCGCCGCGCCAGGCGCGCAUCCAAAGUACCCUCCGCGACCACUUUGCGGGCGGUCGCGACACGUUCAGUACCGUUGAGGUAUGGCAUCCCAAGACGGGUCAGAAGAGUUAUGGCAAAGAGCGGCGUAUUAUCCAACCACCUCCAACGCUGCGGGUUAGCGGUCCUCUCGCGCCGUUAAUGACGUACGUCACUCUUAGUGCGCAUCCCAACACGGACGCCGAACCUGGUCGCGUAUGUUUCUCUUCCCAGAGCCAUAGGUUUGGAUUGGCCGAUCCCGACCCCCAGUCCGAACCCCACUUUGGGGAAACUAAAAAGGACGAGCGUGAGCGGCGGACGCGCGCUCUCCGUGCACAAGCGAGCCGCGCAGGUUGGGGGAGUACUCUGCCCUGGGAGCGCAGCCGGAUUGGCAUUCGUGGGAGAGAGGAGGUUGGGGAGGGGAUCACCUUCCCUGGUCUGUGGGUUGGCGAGGAGACGGGGAAGAGUAAAGAGUUUCGCCUCGAGUUGAGUGUUGGCGCGCCUGGAGUUGAGGUUGACGAGGGCGGACAGCCCCUCAAUCUCUUGGAAGGGGUUGAGAGCGUCGAUGCCGAUGCUCCCCUCGACGAGGCUGCGUUGAGACACGUGUUAGGAAGUAAUAGCGUGUUCCCAGAUAUGGUGUUGCCCCAGGUGCUCGAGAGCGAUGUCGACGCUGCAGUUGCGGCGGCGCAAGAGCAUUCGCAACACGAGCAACCCGAGACUCUUGAGACGCAGCUCAACACUCAAAGUGAAACACUCGAGGCACACUCGACCCUCACGCACACCGAUACUCUCCCCAACGACAUGCUGUCCAACACCCAUCCGGACGCGCUCCCUGUACAGGCCCUCCCGCCUGCGCCGUGGGCGACGUUCGUGUCGAAUCCACUCACGAUCGUGUCCAAGCCUUCGCAGAAGACCGCUCGUGCACGCAGCAUGGCGUCGUGUUUGUCGAGUAGCGACCCAUUCGCCCUCUUCGUCCGUGUCAAUGCGCAAACAGUCCGCACCAAGCUCCUCAACCUCGACGGCGCCGACACAGACUCGCCGACACUUACGGCCCGUGCAGCCAAGUGGACACCCUUCCGUUUCGAGGUCGUUCAGCGCGCCGCGUCGCCCGAGGACGAGCGGCGAGGACGCUUCAAGCUUGACGCGACCGAUGACGUUGUCACCUACGGCUCGGUCGUCCGACUCGUCGAUGUGACGAGCGGUGUUCGCAGUGACCCCCUCCGCCUCGUGCGUGUCGACAAGAACGAGGUGUUGGCCGGCAGCGACGUCGGGCACCCCGUCAGCGAGUUGCAGCGAAUUGGGCUUGUGCGCGUCAAGGAGAACCUUGAGGACGACAUGCCCGGCGCACGGCGAUGGUACCUCUCCAGUCCAGGCGCGUUGGCUGGUGCAGGUGAAGUCAAAACCUCGCGAACGCGGCUGCGCAAGUCUGUGUCUGCAAAGGAGGAGGACCCCGAACCCGAGCCGGAACAGCAGCCGCGCAAAAAGCGAAAGACGAAACGGCACGCACUGGCUCGCGCCGUCAUCGAGGAGGAGGAGCAGGGCGUCAGCGCGUCUGGCCUCAUGUUCAAGGCCGCCGAGCGGCGGGCCGCAGUCGACGACCAGGGGAUACAGUCUGUCAUUGAGACGGUGCAGGACAGCAUGUGCUGGGUGCUGUCGAGUGUUGGAUGCUUCUCAUACACGUUCUUCAACGGUCUUGGGGAGCCCGGGUCACUACCGACCACUUCGCUCGAUCCCGUGCCCCGUCUUCUCGUUAAUCCAAUCAUCAACACUGCUAGUGCACCAGCAACCCUGCAGCUGACGUUGUCCGACUUCUUCGUGCCGGACGAGUUGGGCGCGCCGCUUCCGCUUCAUGUGUAUCUAGGCCCUAUUGGCCCGCUGCGCGCUACGACGUGGCGCUCAGUUGCGCCUAAGGAGAAGUACUUUGACCCGCACUCGUCGCUCGACGCGAUACCAUACAGCGGCGGCGCUGAAGAAGCCUCUCUGCCCGACGACACUCCUGUUGUGCGCAGUAACUUUCCCCACAGCGUCCCACACGUCAUCGUCUCCGUCCACCUGCCGCCAAUGGAGGAGCUCGUCCGCGCCAUGCAACCUCAACCUCCAGCCGUACCUCACGAAGACCCGUGGCUCGGGCUCGGUGCUGGCGAGCUCACGAUCCAAGAGGCCUUACACAACGCCCACAAGGCGGCUGAGCCCGACGGCGACAUGGCCUUGGAACCGCAGGGCGAGUUUGGCGUCGAUAACCUGAACCAACUGGAUGCCACACUGAACGACGCCGGGAACGCCGCUGCAACUGCCUCCACGAGCAUCAGUCCCCCGCUGCCGGUGGGCCCGCAACAUGGAUGGGCCGAGUCGACGAUUGCGAUGCAUCGAGCCAGGCAGACUGUCGCCGAGGAGAAUGCCCUGCCUGUGCUUUUGGUUCGUCCGGACGGCGUGGGCAACGGCAUCGGCUGGAGUCUAGAGCGGGGACCGAGUUUGCCCGUCUCCGAGUCGGUGGGAGCAGGGAUCCGGAUUGUGCAGACGGCUGCGCUUACAUUGGUGGCUGCCACAUUGGCCGUAUAA
Molecule: messenger RNA, 2808 nt
Organism: Cutaneotrichosporon cavernicola
Lineage: Eukaryota; Fungi; Basidiomycota; Tremellomycetes; Trichosporonales; Trichosporonaceae
Exons: 4
Coding region: 1-2808 (935 amino acids)
Biological process (GO): regulation of transcription by RNA polymerase II
Cellular component (GO): nucleus
Molecular function (GO): RNA polymerase II cis-regulatory region sequence-specific DNA binding; DNA-binding transcription activator activity, RNA polymerase II-specific
Source: RefSeq, a predicted model, not a curated record